AUGUCUGAUCGAAGGAAAAACAAGGGAAAGGGCAUUUAUAGCAAUGAUCCUAAUCAGCCCCAAUCAGUUACGCAAGCAUCUCAGCAGCUACAACAACCACAGCAAGUAACAAUUCAACAAACUCAAACAGUUACAAUUCAACAUCCAAGAGUUAUUUACGGAAAACAAAUGCCUGUAUCGGUUCAGACUCAACCCAUUCCAGACCAGAAUGUUCGAAUAAUUUAUGCACAACAGCCUCCAAUGCAAGUUCAAAUGCAAGUUCAGGGAGAUCCUAAUGUUAGAACAGCAUAUGUUCUUUCUAAUCAACACAUCCCAUUAAAUGCAUUACAAGUUCAAGAAGGAACCAUGAUAAGUAGAGCAGAACAAGUUGUUUGUGAAGUAGAUCUUAGGCAAUAUCAACAAAUGCAGGCAACUCAAGCUGCCGCUCAGCAACAACAACAACAACAGCAACAGCAACAGCAGCAGCAACAACAACAACAACAAACCAAUGAUGAUCACAUAAGAACAGCAGUAAACACUCAUCAAUGCAAAGACAGAUAA
This is a messenger RNA of Pediculus humanus corporis (human body louse), 540 nucleotides long. RefSeq lists its product as uncharacterized. Lineage: Eukaryota; Metazoa; Arthropoda; Insecta; Psocodea; Pediculidae. Bases 1 to 540 code for a protein of 179 amino acids. The record is from RefSeq and is a predicted model, not a curated record. The transcript has 3 exons.